UUCAACGAUAAAGCCUACAAAAGAGCGAAACAGGAGUACCCAAACCAUCCUAUUAUAGGUUUAUACGCGGCGGUUGAGCAAGGCACUAUGUCUAAGAUCAAGCUACUUCACACUCUAGAUAAAGCACUAUUCGCAAAUCUAGACGUUACAAUUAGGAAUUUCUCGUAGAACCUAAUCUUCCUCGCGGCUCAUCUAGAGAUUCAAAACAAUUUAAGGCAAGAGAUCAAUGCCGUCAAAACGUUUGGUAACAAGAAAUUGUGGACAGAUUACAUCACUAGAUCUUCAACGCUUCUCAACGCAUGCAUGCUAGAAUCAGCGCGUCUUAAACCAAUAGCUCCGUUCUCUAUUCCACAGGCUGCGCCCAAUGACCGUGUAGUUGAUAACUUCAACAUACUAGCUAGAACCAAUUACAUUGUUAACACAUACGCGCUCAACGUUCUCAAUCCCUAUUAG
Messenger RNA from Periconia digitata, 453 nucleotides. The record is from the annotation of a GenBank genome assembly. Lineage: Eukaryota; Fungi; Ascomycota; Dothideomycetes; Pleosporales; Periconiaceae.